Grosmannia clavigera kw1407 is the source of this 924-nucleotide messenger RNA. Its product is annotated as hmg box protein. The coding region runs from base 1 to 924 and encodes 307 amino acids. The transcript is spliced from 3 exons. NCBI's taxonomy places the organism in Eukaryota, Fungi, Ascomycota, Sordariomycetes, Ophiostomatales, Ophiostomataceae. The record is from RefSeq and is a predicted model, not a curated record.
AUGGCCCGUCCAUCCAAGAAACAGCUCGCUGAGGCUGCUAAAGUCGACGUGCCGGCCAAGGUCAUUGACGUCGACAACUUUAUCAGAGUUCGCGAUUCGGUAUAUGCACGUCUGUCUACCAUCCAGGACCUGUUGAAGACGUUCUCGACGGACUACCUGCGCCAGACCAACCUCCUCCUUGGUGAGGGCACCAACCUGGAGCAGCCGGCCGAGUUUGCAGGGUUUGAGAAUGCCAUCAACCUGCUGCCGAACCCCGGCCCGCUAUUGCAGCCGAUGGCUGCUGUAGCGCAGCCGGCGGUUGAGGAGAAGAAGGAGCGGAAGAAGCGCACACACGACCCCAACGCACCUAAGCGACCGUUGACGCCGUACUUCCUGUACAUGCAGACGGCACGCCCUAUCAUUGCCAACGAUCUGGGGGUGGAGGCGCCGAAAGGUGCCGUCCAGGAGGAGGGCCAGCGUCGGUGGAGCACGAUGAACGCGCACGACAAGGGUGGCUGGGACCGGGCAUACCAAUACAACCUGCGGCUGUACAAUGCACGGGUGCACUCGUAUAAGUCUGGCAAUGGCAACGCCCGUCUGAUGACGGACGAGGAGGCGCUGAGGUAUGCCGAUGAGUUUCACAUCCCGAUGCCGACUAGCAAGGAGGUGGACACCAGCAACGACCAAGAGGCGAUUGCGGAGCAGCUCCAGGCUGGCCCAGUCGAGGAGGAGGAAGAGGAAGAGGAAGAGGAGCAGCCGGCAGCCAAGACGCCCAAGUCAGCGAAGAAGGUGACUGGAAAGCGGAAGACGGCGACUCCUGGUGCAGAAGCAGAGGUGGCGACUCCGGCCAGCCCCGACAAGAAGCGCAAGCGACCCUCCAAGGUAACUGAGGAGAAAGAGCCAGAGCCCAAGAAGUCCGGACGCAAGAAGGCUAAGAGCGGUUAG